AUGUCGCAAUCAGAACCCUCCUUCUUUGAACGCGAGCGCGACAGACUAUCCUUAGACAUCACAGCAGGUUUCGAAGACCUUCUCUCAUCUAGCAACGUACUCAAUCGGAAGCUCGAAGAAGUAGUAGGCAUGACUCGUGAAUACGAAACUAUCGCUUCCCUGUGGCAAAGCUUCCACGAGUUGAUGCGUGGACAACGAGAUGAAGUGCUCGAAGAUAGAACAACCGUUCCCGGCACAGGCGCCCACGUCGUGUCUACAAACUCCAAACGCUAG
Messenger RNA from Suillus subaureus, 273 nucleotides. Its product is annotated as DASH outer kinetochore protein. Gene Ontology annotation, cellular component: mitotic spindle; mitotic spindle pole body; DASH complex. NCBI's taxonomy places the organism in Eukaryota, Fungi, Basidiomycota, Agaricomycetes, Boletales, Suillaceae. Bases 1 to 273 code for a protein of 90 amino acids. The transcript is spliced from 2 exons. The record is from RefSeq and is a predicted model, not a curated record.